AUUACAGGCAUGGGCCACCGUGCCCGGCCAAUAUGGGCUACCUCUUACCAAGGCUGAUGUAACUCCCACCAUGGUGGAGCGUCCAGCCUGCCAGCACUGGAGACCAACACUCAGUCUUGGGGAUACCAGCUACCACCAGGUUGAGUGCAUCAGAUCCCCUUUACCUUGGAAUGGGCAUCAAUUUGUUCUUACCAGAAAUGAUAUAUACUCUAAAUGAGCUUGUCUUCCCCAACUACUUUGCCUCCAGCAGUACCACCAUCUGAGAGCUUACAGGGUGCUUUAUCCAUUGACAUACCUGAAACUAAGGAACCCAUUGAUAACCAAGGAGGUGUGACAGUGAACUCGAAGCUACAAAAUUAAUGGUGCAUACUCAUCAUCCAGAAGCAGCUAGCCAGAUAGGACUUUGGAAUGGCCUGUUGAAGACUGGGCUAAAUUGCCGACUAAGAUGUAAUGCCUUGCAAAGUUGGGAGCAGUUCUUCAGGAUAUGGUAUAUGCACUGAUAUGCACUGGGCCAAAAUGGAUAUAUAGUAUUGUGUCUCCAGUAGAACUACGUGCAUACAGGAGUAGCCUCUAUUACUAUCACACCCAGCCACUCACCUGUAGAAUUUGUGCCUCCUAGCUCUGAAAUCUGGAGCCAGCUGGGUUAUGAUUCUCAUUUCCAGGAAGAACAUUUCCUUUAGGAGACAUUAAAUUGUUCCACUGAACUGAAAACAGAACACCACCAGGCCACUUUGAGUUUCUUGUGCCAGCAGGUCCGUAGGCAAAGAAAGGAGUCGUUAUAGAGAUGCCCACAAUUCCUGCCACACACACAACAUAAAUACAAAAUCAUAUACCCAGUCAGCUGCAUUCAGUAAUCUGCCUUCCUGGAUCCUUUAGGCACUUCAGUGUAGGAAUGGGGACAGGGGUGGGGAGGAGAGACUGUUUUAGACAAGAAAAAUACAGUGCGUAGCAAUGUAAUGGCUCUUAGAGAUGACUUGGAACACUGGAAGGAAAUAUGAGGAUGUAUCUGGAGGAGUAAGUUCUGAGACUAUGGUGUCAUCAAGGAGGACUAUAGGUUAGAGGGCCAGCCAGUGAUAAAGGAGCAAAGAUUGGACUUGACGGUGCCGUAGGAGGAAAAAAAAUACAUAUAUAUGGAGCAAAGACACAGUCAAGUGGAUUACUGAGAAGACUCAUGGGGAAGUAGAAAAUGGCAACCACAGCAAGAUCAAACCCCAAAAGGAAUGGAGCAUUAGUCAGGGCCUAGAAGGUAAUUCGGGAUACCACGUAAUCAGAGGCUCUGUAGCAGGUAGCAGUUCCUUUUGUGGGCUUUUCUCUUGUUGGGCCGUACCACAGACUUGCCCAAAACUUUUAGAGUCAUGUCACAGCAUUCAAGGUUUCAGUUAGGUGAAGUUAUGCUUGAUCCAAUCAUUGAAGCCUUAAUUAUUACAAUAACACUUUGACAACAAAAACGCCUCAAAUUUCUUCACCGUCGCUAAUCUGAAAACUCCCUGGAAACAUAAGGCAAACUCAGAAUUUUAUAACUAUUUAGUGUUGGAAAGAACGUCUGUUGCCUAUAGAUCAAAUAUUUGAAAAUACUACCUAUUCAACUGGCAAUACAUACAUAAUCAGCAUCUCAAGAGACAACCUCUUGGUUUUGUGAAGCCAUUUAUUCUUGAUCCUGUCUCCACCCUCGUUUCAUUCAGCUCCUCUGCCACAGACAAUCACUAUUUUUAUUGUAACUAUUAAAAUUAUUGUCAUUAAGAAAAAUAGAAGGAAUAUAUAAGUAUCUGAGCAGGGCGGUAUAAAAGGAAAUUCGUCCCUUUUUCCCCACCCCGCGCACCUCCUCAGAGCGGACAAGCUGAGGACCACGACCCCCAAACCCGGGAUUAGAGCGCUUCACAGGAAUGCUAAGUCCUCCCGCGAUCCUAGAGAGGACCGCGAAGGGGAGCGCAGCUCCGGAAGGCGGGUGUGACGCACUUCCGACUUUUGUGACGCUUUCCCUGGGUUCUGACGUCCAGGGGGACUAGAUCUGAGUCCAGCGCUCCUGGUCCCCAAAGUCACAACCGGUUCUAUCCCAGCACCCCAGACGUCUCCGGGCGGGGACAGAGUUGGGCGUGCACGGCUGUGUCCUGCAAUCCGCUAGCCACGACCGCCCCGGACGGAGUGGAAGCGGGUCCGUGCCCCUGUCCCUCGCGUCAGCCUCGGCGGUGGCAAGCGCUGUCCCUCAGCAGAGGCGUCCCUGGAUACAGGAUAGCAAAGCCUGAUCUCAUAAAACCUAGGUCACAAAGGACAGCCCUGCAAAACAGACGCUAUUUGGAUCAAGUGAGCCAGUUCCUGGAACCUGAAUAAUGACUCCUGAAUCAAGGGAUACUACAGAUUUGUCUCCAUGGGGUACCCAGGAGAUGGAAGGCAUCGUGGUAGUGAAGGUGGAGGAGGAAGAUGAAGAAGACCAUUUUCAAAAGCAAAGAAACAAAGUAGAGUCAUCGCCACAAGUUCUCAGUCGCUCUACAACCAUGAAUGAGAGAGCCUUAUUAUCAUCAUAUUUAGUUGCAUAUAGAGUAGCAAAGGAGAAAAUGGCUCACACGGCGGCUGAAAAAAUUAUCCUUCCAGCAUGUAUGGACAUGGUACGGACAAUUUUUGAUGACAAAUCAGCUAAUAAACUAAGAACUAUACCUCUUAGUGAUAAUACAAUAUCUCGUCGAAUCUGUACGAUUGCAAAACAUUUGGAAGCAAUGCUUAUUACACGGCUGCAGUCUGGUAUAAACUUUGCAAUCCAACUUGAUGAGAGCACUGAUAUUGCAAGUUGUCCCACACUCUUGGUCUAUGUCAGAUAUGUGUGGCAAGAUGAUUUCGUAGAGGAUCUCUUAUGUUGUUUAAAUUUAAAUUCACAUAUAACUGGAUUAGAUUUAUUUACUGAAUUAGAAAACUGCAUUGUUGGUCAGUAUAAAUUAAACUGGAAACAUUGUAAAGGAAUUUCAAGUGAUGGAGCAGCCAAUAUGACCGGAAAACACAGCAGACUUACUGAAAAAUUGUUAGAAGCAACCCACAACAAUGCUCUUUGGAAUCACUGUUUUAUUCAUCGAGAAGCUUUGGUAUCCAAAGAAAUUUCACCAAGUCUAAUGGAUGUAUUGAAAAAGGCAGUGAAAAUUGUUAAUUUUAUUAAAGGAAGCUCACUGAAUAGCCGACUUCUCGAAAUACUUUGUUCAGAGAUUGGAGUUAACCAUACCCACUUAUUGUUUCAUACAGAAGUUCGUUGGCUUUCUCAAGGAAAAGUAUUGAGCAGAGUAUAUGAACUCAGGAAUGAGAUUUACAUUUUUCUCAUUGAAAAGCAAUCUCAUUUGGCAAAUAUUUUUGAAAACGACAUUUGGGUAACCAAAUUGGCAUAUUUAAGUGAUAUUUUUGGCAUUCUUAAUGAAUUAAACCUGAAAAUACAGGGGAAAAACAAUGAUAUAUUUCAGUAUCUUGAACAUAUUCUAGGAUUCCAAAAGACAUUAUUAUUUUGGCAAGCAAGACUUAAAAGUAACCGCCCUAGCUACUAUAUGUUUCCAACAUUAUUGCAACACAUCGAAGAGAACAUUAUUAACGAAGACUGCUUAAAAGAAAUAAAAUUAGAGAUAUUGUUGCAUCUCACUUCUUUGUCUCAAACUUUUAAUUAUUACUUUCCAGAAGAGAAAUUUGAAUCAUUAAAGGAAAAUAUUUGGAUGAAAGAUCCAUUUGCUUUUCAAAACCCAGCAUCAAUAAUUAAGUUAAACUUGGAGCCUGAAGAAGAGAAUGAAUUAUUGCAGCUCAGUUCAUCAUUCACACUAAAGAAUUAUUAUAAGACAUUAAGUUUAUCAGCAUUUUGGAUUAAGAUUAAAGAUGAAUUUCCACUGCUAAGUAGGAAGAGUAUAUCGCUGUUACUACCAUUCACAACUACUUAUUUGUGUGAACUAGGAUUUUCAAUCUUGACACGAUUAAAAACAAAGAAGAGAAAUAGGCUCAACAGUGCACCGGACAUGCGGGUAGCGUUAUCUUCAUGUGUUCCUGACUGGAAGGAACUUAUGAACAGACAAGCACACCCAUCACAUUAAAUAAAAUCUUUACAAAAUUCUGUGUUUAGUCGGGUGUGGUGGCUUACGCCUGUAAUCCCAGCACUGGGAAGACGGAGGUGGGCAGAUCACUUGAGAUUGGGAGUUCGAGACUAGCCUGGCCAACAUGGUGAAACCCCAUCUCUACUAAAAAUACAAAACUUAGCCAGGCGUGGUGGUACAUGGCUGCAGUCCCUGUUACCUGGGUGCCUAAGGCAGGAGAAUCUCUUAAACCAGAGAUUGCAGUGAGCUGAGAUAAUCCCACUGCAUUCCAGCCUGGGCAACAGAGUGAGACUCCAUCUCAAAAACAAAACAAAAAAAAAAUUAUAUCUGUACUUUUAAAGGGAUUUUGCAGUAUAUUGUAUUUAAAUGUUAAUAAAAUUAUAUUUGCAAUUAGG
Cercocebus atys (sooty mangabey) is the source of this 4444-nucleotide messenger RNA. RefSeq names its product family with sequence similarity 200, member A (gene ZBED8L). The coding region runs from base 2328 to 4049 and encodes 573 amino acids. The transcript is spliced from 2 exons. The record is from RefSeq and is a predicted model, not a curated record. NCBI's taxonomy places the organism in Eukaryota, Metazoa, Chordata, Mammalia, Primates, Cercopithecidae.